Arabidopsis arenosa is the source of this 524-nucleotide messenger RNA. NCBI's taxonomy places the organism in Eukaryota, Viridiplantae, Streptophyta, Magnoliopsida, Brassicales, Brassicaceae. The record is from the annotation of a GenBank genome assembly.
AAAACGAAUACCCCUAAAUGUUUGGCCUCUCUCUGGGAUUGAGAUUGAUAGAUUUGGUGGAGAAUGACGACGAUAGGAGGAUUGUUAAUGGGGAUUGGAAGAUCAUUCAGAAGAAAGAGAGCUUCUUCUCUUGAUAUUCUCUCUCCCAAAAGAGCUCCAAGAGACUUCUACAAGGGCAAAAACUGCAAAUCUACUGGUUUCCAUACAAGAAAAGGAGGAUAUGUUGUGCAGCCAGAUAAAUUGCCAAAUUACGUAGUCCCUGAUCUCACCGGCUUUAAGCUGAAACCAUAUGUAUCUCAGUGCCCUGUUCAAGUCAACACGAACGAGUCAACCGAAGCUUCCAAGUGAAAAUAGUCAGGCAGGAGAAAUAUGUUUUUAAGUCUUCUUCAUUAAGCUUUAAGCUAUGACUUUGUUCUUCUACUAUCCUUAAUCCUUUUGGUUUGAUAUUUUCAUGAAAUGAUAGACAAAUUAUUUAACGCACUUAAUGAUAAUCUAUAAUUCCAAAAUAAUUGGUAACAUGUUUA